Messenger RNA from Nerophis lumbriciformis (worm pipefish), 2706 nucleotides. It is a transcript of the gene ccdc157, whose product is annotated as coiled-coil domain containing 157. The record is from RefSeq and is a predicted model, not a curated record. NCBI's taxonomy places the organism in Eukaryota, Metazoa, Chordata, Actinopteri, Syngnathiformes, Syngnathidae.
CCCUCUCAACGCCAUCACUCUGCGCUACUACUGUAUGUGGAAUUUAAAAUAAUCGAGAAAAUGUCUAAGUUUUUAGGUCGUCGGGACUGUAUAGAAAGUCUACAGAAAGACCUUGCUGACCUCCAAGUUGCCAUUUUGGACGUUUUUUCAACAACCGGUCAGUUGCGGGUUUUCUCCUGGAAAUUCCCGGACAAACUUUCCUGUAAUCUGGACUUGGAGUUGGAGCAGUAUGACUUUAUGGACGGAGAUGAUGAAUUUAACCAGCAUUCUCACAUCGUUUUACUGGAGUUAGUAAUAGACAGACUACUACUACUUCUCCAAGCAUCUAGUGUGUAUGUUGAGCAACUGAGCACCAUUGAGAAGAAGCAACACCACCACCAGAAGGGAAGCAUGUCAAUUGGACUUGUUGUCAAAAAAUACUGGAGACUUUUAGUUGAGUUUGCCAACAUGAAGAAGAGGUACAAGAAAAACGAGUUAAAAACCGACACGUUGGAUGGUGAUGAGUGUGUAUCGUCAACCUCGCGGAACGACAGCAUCACCCAUGGCUUUUCUGCACCGUCUUCAACGAGCUCUAUCACGUUUUUGGCAGAAAACGAGGCACCUUCCAGUGUCAUUCACACUCCCAAAGUUGACACCUGCAAUAUAAGUUGUCAGACUAUCCAAUCACCCUCGGCUCCCUGCGCCGUAUGUCACCAAGUUCAGUCUACUAUUAGAAAGACAGGCAAGGCAUUAGUCGAACUUCUUCAAGGUGAGGGUCUGCCCUCUUCUUUACAACCACUCUCAAUUGCCGUGGAGGACACAGUAGACGGGGGGCAAAUGUCACCAGGUGAUGUUGCCCAAUGGACUAGCGAGCAGCUUAAAGAUAUGCGCCGACUCGCAAAACAUGUACAGGAUGUGCGGGAUACAGUAAAGCCUCUUACCACGAAACUGGCAGAAGCAGACGUAGAGCGAAACAAAUUGCGACAAGACAUGGAAAGUGCACAAAAGAAACUAACUGAAGAAGUGGAAAAUCAGAAAUCUGCAUGUCUUCAGAUGGAGCUUUUGUUGAAGAAAACACAAGCAACCAUGAAAGAAACAGAGGACAGGCUAUCAGAGGAGUAUGGACAACUUAGUAGAGAAUAUGCAUCCCUAAAUAAGUGCAAGUCCAGUCUGGAGGAAACAUUAGCAAUACAGCAAGAUGGACUGGAAGCCCUUGAGGUUGAGCGAAAUGCUCUACAGGAGAAACUGGAGACGUUACACAUAGAAAAAGAGGUAUGUUCAAAACUACAAGAGAGGAUCCAACAGUUAGAAAGUCAAAUGUCUGAGUCUGAACUACUCCUGGAAAAAGAGAUGGCCAAAUACCACAGUGCGUGUCAUCAUCAGGAGUCAAUGCAAACAAAGCAAAAGUCUUUGCUGCAGAGAGUUUAUGCUCUCGAUGACGAGUGCGAGGAUCUGCACAGGCGGUUGGGACAGAGGGAGGAAAGUGAGAUCGACCUCUGCGAUCAACUUCAACAGAUGUCAGAGGAUAACAAACGACUACGAGUGCAAAUCACUUCACUUCAGGAUAUUAGUUCACAGCUCCAACAUGAGAAGCAGGCACUAGAAACACACUUGGACGAGUUCAAGACCACAGUGACUGACCUCAAAGAACGUGUGAAAUCCUGUACAGAGAGAGAAAGGUUGCUGGUGGCGUUCCCUGACCUCAGCCCCCUCGCUCACACCCAACCACAGAGUACAGGGAGCGUGCUUUUGGAUAUGGAGCAACAGUUACAAGCCAACUGCAUGCGCAUUCGAGUCCUCGAGAAGGAGAACACCACCCUUAACAGCAGCCUGGUGAAAUUGAAGGAGGCAGCGCAACAUAAUGCUGUUAAGACGUGUAGCCUCUCUUCAGGAAGCACGGCGGUAGAAAAACAGCUACUGAUGCAAAGAAAUCCAUUCAGCAGGCAGACCAGCAGUGCUUCAUGGUGGGGAUACGGUGACAAAGGGGCCAAAGCCAAAGGCCGUCACGGUUGGGAGUCGACUCAUGCAGCAGAUCACGUAUCCCCCUCUUGUGUCACCCUUCAAAACCUCCACCUAAGCAUCAGUUCUACUGCUGCGACGCACAAGACCUCUUAUUCACCUCUAACGAGGAGCGUGAAACAGAAGAAAAAAAGGAUCUUUUUGAAGUGAUAAGUGGCAAGAAAGUGGCUCGCUUUGGAUAAAACAGGCAGAAGAUCUGUAGUAUACUAUUGAGCACAGCUACUGUAUAUGUGAAGCCUCUCAAAUUGUGUGUUUUUAUUACAUCAUCUGUAAAUAUAAAAUGUAAUAUGUAAACUACCUAGCGAUAAUUGUUGCUCUUGUUAUUAAGAUUCUAUUUUACUGCUCCUUAAAAUGUUUAGAAUUUAUUAUAUUUGCUAUUAGUACCCCUUUUUCCCACAUCACAUGUUGGUUAAACUGGUGGUUUGUAUGACACUGAAUGACUGAUUGAUUGAUUGAUUGAUUGAAACUUUUAUAAGUAGAUUGCACAGUACAGUACAUAUUCCGUACAAUUGACCACUAAAUGGUAACACCCCAAUAAGUUUUUCAACUUGUUUAAGUCGGGGUCCACGUCCAUGACAGGCAGGCUUGGGCACAUACUGUAUGAGCGCUGUUGUUUGAAUCAUGGCAUUUAACCCUUGCGUGGUGUUCGGGUCUGUGGGACCCUUUUCAUUUUUUAUUAAAAGAAAAAUGAUACAAUUAAUAAAUUUU